Molecule: messenger RNA, 2759 nt
Organism: Hypanus sabinus (Atlantic stingray)
Lineage: Eukaryota; Metazoa; Chordata; Chondrichthyes; Myliobatiformes; Dasyatidae
Product: calcium-activated chloride channel regulator 1-like
Exons: 14
Coding region: 33-2759 (908 amino acids)
Biological process (GO): chloride transport
Molecular function (GO): intracellularly calcium-gated chloride channel activity
Source: RefSeq, a predicted model, not a curated record
CAGAGGAAGUAAAAGGAGUGGAGUAAAAGUUAAUGGCAACAAUGGUUCAGCGAAAAGCUUUUCCCUUGGUGUUCAGCUACCUUCUCUGCAUUUAUAUUGACAGCAGUUGUGGAAUACAUGUGCUGGGUAAUGGAUAUAAAGACAUUGUGAUUGCAAUUAAUCCGAGUAUCCCAUAUGAUAAGAAGCUUCCUGAAAAAAUCCAGGCAAUGAUGAUUGAAGCGUCCUCCUUCCUGCAUCAAGCUACCAAAAAAUCGCUCUAUUUUUCGGAUGUUAACAUCCUUUUGCCUAAAACCUGGCCAUAUAACUCCAGCUCGGUUCAAAGAUCAACUAAUCAAUCAUAUGAGAAGGCAAACGUGAUCAUUGCUGAACCCAACCCUUUGAAUGGAGACACUCCAUACACCCUGCAGUAUGGAGGAUGUGGGGAGAAGGGCUUCUACAUUCACCUUACACCGAACUUCCUACUAAAUGACAGUUUGGUUCAAGUUUAUGGUAAAAAGGAACGAUCAUUUGUUCAUGAAUGGGCCCAUCUCCAGUGGGGCAUAUUUAAUGAAUAUGAUGAACAGGUGCCCUUUUACAGAUCUAGUGAUGGAGUCAUUGAGGCAACAAGGUGUUCAAAGGAGGUAGAAGGAAGCAAAAAAGUUUGCAGUAGCGGUAUCUGUUCAGACUGUACCAUUAAUAAAAAGACAAGAUUGCCAGAUGGAUAUUGUACAUUUUAUCCAGAGAGGAACCAGGAUGCAUCAUCUUCAAUAAUGUAUAAUCCAGGAUUGAAGAAUGUUCUCAAAUUCUGCACUGACAAGACCCACAACACUGAAGCACCCAACAUGCAGAAUAGAAUGUGCAAUUGCAGAAGCACUUGGGAUGUGAUCAGCCAUUCGGAAGAACUUAGAAGCAUUUCGUCACCCUACACUGGUUCAACCAAACCAACAUUCACAUUUCUACAGACCAAAGACCGUGUACUUUGCUUAGUCCUUGAUGUAUCAGGAAGCAUGAGUCAGGGGAAUCGCAUUGGCAGGCUUCGACAAGCUGCUGAGGUAUUCUUGCGGCAGGUCAUUGAAAAAGGAUCACAAGUUGGAAUUGUCAGUUUUAACCAUGAAGCCAACACUAAAGCACAAUUAAAAAAGAUUGAUGGUCCUAGUGCGAGGAGCGAUCUUGUACUUCUGUUACCAACAUCAGCUGCCGGGGGAACGAAUAUCUGUGCGGGGGUUCGAUCUGGCUUUCAGGUACUUGGUGGUGAUGAUGGAGAUACAAGAGGUGAUGAAAUUAUUCUGCUUACGGACGGAGAGGACAACAGUAUUAACAGUUGUUUCACAGAGGUGGAACAAAGUAGAGCCAUGAUCCACACAAUCGCAUUAGGGCCAAGUGCAGACAAGGAUCUAGAGCAGUUCUCAGCAAAAACAGGAGGUCUAUGGUUUGCAGCCACUGACAACGUUGAAUUAAAUGGACUAACUGAUGUAUUUGGUGAAUUAGUAUCAGGAGAUGGUGACAUCAAUCAACAGUCAAUCCAGCUUGAAAGUACAGGAAGGAGUGUUGAUGGAAACAGUUGGUUUAAUGAUUCAAUUGUUGUUGAUAAAACUGUUGGAAACAACACACACUUUGUGUUCACUUGGGAGGCGUCCACACCACAAGUAUUUGUACGUGACCCAAAUGGAAAGGUAUACAGCAACAAUGACUUUGUCAUAGAAGAGAACACACACACCGCAUGGCUCGAAAUUGAAGGCACUGCACAGGAAGGAAGUUGGACUUACAAAAUCAGGAAUCCCGGAAAUAAGCAGCAAGUAACAGUUACAGUAACAUCCCAAGCAGCGGAUGAGAAUGUUCCCCCUGUCACAGUCAACACAAAAAUCACCAGAAAGGAUCCUUCUGCUCCAGUGGUUAUUUAUGCAAAAGUCUCACAAGGAUUUUUACCAGUCUUAUCUGCGAGUGUGAUAAUCAUUGUUGAACAACCCACAGGUCAUACAGAACAAGUGGAGCUUUUAGAUAAUGGUGUAGGUGCUGAUAUUGUCAGCAAUGAUGGGGUGUACUCUAAGUAUUUCCUGAACGCUAUUGGACAUGGAAGAUACAACUUCAAGGUGCGGGUAAAGGGAAAGGAAGGGUCUACCAUGAAGACAAACAGAACAGAUGGGAGUGCCCUGUACAUGCCAGGAUACACAGAAAAUGGUGUUAUUCACAUAAAUCCACCAAAACCUCGAGUUAGUAAAGAAAAUUCUGCAGCUCAAAUAGGAAGCUUUAGCAGGGUCAAAUCAGGAGGAGCACUUUCAAUCCCUCAAGGUACACCUACUGUCAACUUUCCACCGUGCAAAGUCACAGAUCUUCAAGCAAUGAUAGAAAAAGACAAAAUUGAGCUGCAGUGGACAGCACCAGGAGCAGACAUGGAUCAAGGGACAGCCUCCUACUAUGAGAUGAGAUGGAGCGAGAAACUGCUGCAGUUACGGGACAGUUUCUCAGGAGCUGAACAGGUUAACUUGACAAGUUUGAAACCACAACCAUUUGGCUCCAAAGAAACAUUUAUAAUUGCUGCUAAAAAUACAGGUCUUAAAAGCACAACCACGCUCUAUUUCGCUUUAUGUGCUUAUGAUGAAAAGGAUCAGUCUUCUGAGAUGUCCAAUAUUGCCAGCGUUUCUUUGUUUGACCCUUUGCCUGACAAACCGGAAAACAAUAAGAUACUGCACAGUGUUUGGAUUGCAGUAGUCGUGGCUGUUAUUGUAUGUUUGAUUAUUGGGAUUACUAAUUAUGUUGUGCAGAAGAAAUGCAAAAAAUAA